This is a messenger RNA of Amaranthus tricolor (Joseph's coat), 2538 nucleotides long. RefSeq lists its product as uncharacterized. The record is from RefSeq and is a predicted model, not a curated record. Lineage: Eukaryota; Viridiplantae; Streptophyta; Magnoliopsida; Caryophyllales; Amaranthaceae. Bases 1430 to 1954 code for a protein of 174 amino acids. The transcript has 4 exons.
GAGUCACAGCCUCACAGGAACACUCGAAUUCCCAAUUCCCUCUCUUGCUCUCCUCUCAGUGAAAGAACUCUAACCAUAAAAACUCUACACACCUCUUCCUCCACCUUCGCUGCCGCACUCUCGCACCACGCCACCGCCGGCUGCUCCUCCAUCACAGACGAACACUCGAACUCGGUGCUGCACUGCUGGCUGCUGCUUCUCGUGGGCUGUGGGUUGUUCGAAUCGAAUCGAAGAAUCCCUAAAAAUCGAAAUUUUUGAUUUUGCUUAAGGUAUUUUCACUCUUUAUCCUAAAUCUUAAUAUUAAUCUUGUUCUAAUCUUUAAUCUUAGUGUUAAUCUUAAAUUCUUAAUCUUAAUUUCUUGUAAUGUGCUCUUUCGACCAUUGAAUUUGAUUACUAUCUUUAUCUUUGAUUUUAUAAUCUAAGUAAUUGGGUUUAAAAAUCUGGAAACAUAAUUGUUUCUAAGCUAUUGAAAAUUUGAAAAUGUUGUCGUAGCUUCCUGAAUUUGAUUCCAUUCUUCGAAGCUUCCUGAAUUUGAUUCUAUUCUUCGAAGCUUCUUCCUGGAGAAUCUUGUUGUCGUAGCUUUUGUUAAUUUGAUGUUAUGAUGAUGAUAAGAAUUCUAUUUGUGAAUUCAAAUUGUUUCUAAGCUAUUGAAAAUUUUAACCAACAUUUGAAAAUGUUGAAAUUUUAGUAAUAAUUUUGUUAGAAAGUUGUUUCUUGAUCAAACUUAAAUUUACCUAUUUAUUUGGUUUUCUUUGAUUUGGUUUGUAUGACUAUUUUUAAAUACUCAUGUUGUUUAUUUGGUACUUGUUUGCAUUUUAUAUGAGUUUUAUGUUUUUAAAGUGUGUGAUUAUUUGUUGGAGACUUUGGUUAUGUGUUUGUUUGAGACUUUGGAUAUGUGUUUGUUUGAGACUUUGGAUAUGUAAUUGUUUGAGACUUUGGAUGUGUGUUUGUUUGUGACUUUGGAGUUUGGAUAUGUAUUAUGGGUUUUAAGGCCCAAAUGAUUGAAUAUAAAUAUGUGGCACAGAUGGGUAUUAAGCGGGGAUUUGACGGGUGGUGGGGCGGGAAAAAUAGGUAUUAGACGGGGAUGGAUACCCAGAUGGGUGGUGGGGCGGGGAUGGUUUUAGUUACAAACCUAUCGGGGAGGGGACGGGGAAAAAAAUUAUACCCGCCGCGGAGAUGGGGACGGGGACGGGUAUUGCAUUAACAGAUGGGGAUGGGGAUGGGGAUGGGAAUUCCAAUCCCCGGCCCGUCCCGUUUGCAUCCCUACAUGCAGCACGACAGGAACAUCACUUCUAUCGGCAAUUCUCUACUGCGGGUUCUCAGUGCAGCCAUUUCAUCUUUGAAUUAAACGAAACAAGGAGAAUUGACAAAUAAGCUGCCCUAAUUGAUCAAUUUUCAAUUCCAGGUACAUUUUUAGUUCUAGUUGACCAUGCAUAAUGUUCGUCAAACUCUCUUCUUUUUACGGAAAACCAAGUACUUGCAUACAACAUCCCAUGAAGCAGCUAGUGAAAGAUUGAAGAGACUGGUUGCUGAUUUCCAGCGAAAGAAGAAAACAAGAAAUCUGAAGAAAAAUGAGGUUUUCGUGGAAGUUCCGGAGUCCUUAUCAUUUUUGGACACAGCCACCAUGCCAAUGAUGCUUACAGCUGUUGGUGUUGCACUUUUUGCAAAACUUCUUAUGAUGUAUGAUGAGUCCAGAUCUCAAGAACUGAUUGAGCGCAAGAUAAAGAAUGCUCCUCCUGGUCAAGGAACAGUUAGGAUGCUCACACGUGAAGAAUGGGAGCAAAUUCGAGAAGUAAGGCCUAGAACUCCUUUUGAAUCAAAGCUUGCUCGGCCUAACGCACGAAUAAGGACUGGCGGUGCGAUCAAAAAGGAGGAUGUGAAGGACUGGACGAUUGAUGUACUGAUGGACGCAGUUACGCGAGUAGAAGAGAGUGUUAGACAUAAGUCUAGAUGAAACCUGAAGACUUGCAUCCUAUUUUUUGCUAUGUUAAUUAAUCAAAACUUAAUAUUUUCCUUCAAAAAAUAGGGAUUCUAGUUAAUGAUAUCAUCGUGCUAAUAGAAGUAUGUUCUGUAUAUUCUCUUGGUCUUUAUUGAUAUCAGAUUAACGCGUUGUUACAAAUAUCGUAGAAUAGUUUGUUUUGUAACUUCGACAUUUUAUGAAGUUGUGGACUUCGGCUCAUGCAUCUAUGAAUUCGAGUCCAGCAGCGAAUGACUUGCUGGAAUGCAAGAGUCACGAAUUGAAAAACACUAGAUAUCCUUCACUUGAAUAUUCUGAAUGAUCUGGAGAUUGUAGUUCAAUUGUGAUGGUGAAUCGGACAUUCUGAUGAGAGCGUUCGGGCGUGUAUGGGUUGGGGUUAUAUAUAAUCAUCUAAUAAGUGUGUAGAUUAUUAUUGUUUAGUAUUAAUUAGUUGUUAUAAUAGCUCUUGGAGUAUAUUUUUUGAGAAAAAUAUAGAGAAAGUAUUCUACUUUGAUUUUGAAACGUCAUAAACUGUACUAUAUUUAAAGUAAUUAUUUUGAAAGUGAUAUUUUUUUAAAUAG